UCCCUCAGCUGAGACAUGUACUCUGGUGCCGCGUUCUUUUUUUUUCCUCUCUCUCUUUUUUACGUUUUCUUCUUGUUGUUUUUCUUUUUAAAUGUGUAAAGUGAAGAGUUCCUCUUCCCCCCUCUCCCUUUCCACUCCAAAGAACCAACCGCCAGUUAAUUAAACGCUGGAAUUGUUGCUACUUUGCCAGAGGGGAGAGUGAACCUGUGCCUGCAUGUGUGCAUGUGUAAAAUAGAUACAAAAAUGUCAAUGAACAGCAGGAAAAGUUCUGGGAGACCGUCUUACUACUAUCGACUGCUCCGGAGGUCACGACUUCAGAGACAGCGAAGCAGAUCCCGGAGCCGCAACAGGCCGCUUAGUAGGGAGUCCCCCCCGGAGAGGUGUGGGCAGAGGCGCAGCAUGCCCAGCGGGGUCACAGAGAAGAACCCCACCAUGGAGCCUGCUGCCACAACGCCCUUCCGGGUCACGGGGUUCCUCAGCCGUCGGCUUAAGGGCUCCAUCAAAAGGACAAAGAGCCAACCGAAGCUCGACAGGAACAGCAGCUUCCGGCACAUUUUACCUGGCUUCAGGAGUGUGGACAAUGAAAGAUCCCAUCUAAUGCCGAGGCUGAAAGAAUCGCGCUCCCACGAGUCUUUGCUCAGUCCCAGUAGUGCUGUUGAGGCUCUGGAUCUCAGCAUGGAGGAAGAAGUGGUCAUCAAGCCGGUCCACAGUAGCAUCCUGGGACAAGACUAUUGCUUUGAGGUGACGACUUCAUCAGGAAGUAAGUGCUUCUCGUGUCGUUCUGCAGCAGAGCGAGAUAAAUGGAUGGAAAACCUGAGGCGUGCCGUGCACCCAAAUAAGGACAACAGCAGAAGGGUAGAGAAUAUGUUAAAGUUAUGGAUUAUUGAAGCCAAGGACCUGCCAGCUAAGAAAAAGUACUUGUGUGAAUUAUGCCUGGAUGAUGUUCUUUAUGCACGAACUACCUGUAAAUUGAAAACUGAUAAUGUAUUUUGGGGGGAGCACUUUGAAUUUAAUAACCUCCCAUCGCUCAAAAACAUAACGGUGCACUUAUACAAAGAGACUGACAAGAAGAAAAAGAAGGACAAGACCAAUUUCAUUGGACAAGUGAACAUCCCCGUCAGCUCUGUCACGGGCCGGCAGUUUGUAGAGAAAUGGUACCCGGUGGUCAGCCCCAACCCCGGUAAGGGCAAGUCCCCGGGGCCCAUGAUCCGCAUCAAGUCACGCUACCAGAGCAUGAGCAUUCUUCCCAUGGAGAUGUACAAAGAGUUUGCCGAGUACAUCACUAACAAUUACAUGGUGCUGUGCUCGGUGCUGGAGCCCUCGCUGAGCGUGAAGAACAAAGAGGAGAUGGCGUCUGCGCUGGUGCACAUCCUGCAGAGUACAGGCAAGGCCAAGGAUUUCUUGACUGACCUGAUGAUGUCUGAAGUUGAUCGCUGUGGUGAGAAUGAGCAUCUCAUUUUCAGGGAGAAUACACUGGCCACCAAAGCAAUCGAAGAAUACCUGAAGCUGGUGGGGCAGAAAUACUUGCAAGAUGCCUUAGGGGAAUUUAUCAAGGCACUGUACGAAUCGGAUGAGAAUUGUGAGGUGGAUCCCAGUAAGUGUUCAUCUUCGGACCUUCCUGAACAUCAGAGCAACCUGAAAAUGUGCUGCGAGCUGGCCUUCUGCAAAAUCAUCAACUCCUACUGCGUCUUCCCAAGGGAGCUCAAAGAAGUUUUUGCCUCAUGGAGACAAGAAUGCAGCAACCGAGGCCGCCCAGACAUCAGUGAGCGACUGAUCAGUGCCUCCCUGUUCCUCCGGUUCCUCUGCCCGGCCAUCAUGUCCCCGUCCCUCUUCAGUCUCCUGCAGGAGUACCCGGAUGACCGCACUGCACGCACUUUGACCCUCAUUGCCAAGGUCACCCAGAACCUCGCCAACUUCGCCAAGUUUGGCAGCAAAGAGGAAUACAUGUCCUUUAUGAAUCAGUUCCUGGAACAUGAAUGGACUAACAUGCAGAGAUUUCUCCUGGAGAUUUCCAAUCCCGAAACCAUCUCAAACACAGCUGGCUUCGAAGGCUACAUUGACCUGGGCCGGGAACUCUCCACUUUGCACUCACUACUCUGGGAAGUCAUUUCUCAACUGGAGCAGGGCACUGCAACAAAACUUGGGCCUCUGCCUCGGAUCCUGAGGGAUGUCAACUCGGCGCUCAGUAACCCAGCCUGCGUGCAGGUCUCAGUCACGGCCGACCACGCCGCAUCCACACCUAAUGCUGGCAACAGCAUCUCUGCCGGGCUACAGAAAAUGGUGAUAGAGAAUGACUUAUCUGGUCUGAUAGAUUUCACACGGUUACCAUCUCCAACCCCUGAAAACAAGGACUUGUUUUUUGUCACAAGGUCUGCUGGGGCCCAGCCCUCGCCUGCCCGAAGCUCCAGUUACUCAGAGGCCAAUGAGCCCGACGUGCAGAUGUCUAAUGGCAGCAAGAGUUUGUCCAUGGUGGACUUGCAGGACAAUCGGCUCUUGGACAGUGGGGCCAACGCGCCUGGCACGGCUGACUCCCUCAAUGACAGUCAGUCGUCCCUCGGGCAGUUGCAGGGCGUAUGGACCGCACGGACUCAGCAGAACAGCGUGACGGGCAUGGCCACCGUGCGCCGGGUGGGCCAGACGCCCACCACGCCGAGCGGCGAGAGCGCACCCGGCCGGCCCCAGCUCCUGGCGCCCCUCUCCUUCCAGAACCCCGUCUACCAGAUGGCCGCCGGGCUGCCGCUCUCCCCCCGCGGCCUGGGCGACUCCGGCUCCGAGUGCCACAGCUCGCUCAGCUCCCACAGCAACAGCGAGGAGCUGACGGCCAACAAGCACGGCUUCGCCGCCCCCGCCGCCAGCGAGGACUUCACCCGCCGGACGGGGGAGCUGGCCCGCCGGCAGCUCUCGCUGACGGAGAAGGGCGGCCAGCCCACCAUGCCACGGCAGAACAGCGCAGGACCGCAGAGGCGGAUAGACCAGCCGCCCCCGCCGCCCCCGCCUGUCACCCGGGGCCGGACGCCGCCCUCCCUGCUGAACACGGUUCAGUACCAGCGACCCGCCAGCGGCAGCAUGAUGUCCUCCUCGCCAGACUGGCCCGGCAGCGGGGCUCGCCUCCGGCAGCAGUCCUCCUCCUCCAAGGGCGACAGCCCUGAGAUGAAGCAGCGCACGAUGCACAAACAGGCCCCUUCUCCUGUGAACCCCAAUGCCCUGGACCGCACUGCUGCUUGGCUUUUGAAUAUGAACAUGCAGUUUUUAGAAGAUGAAAGCAUUGACCCAGAUUCCAAGCACAGGGAUAAGCUCAGGAAUAAGGACGAGCUCAGCCAAGCAGAAAAGUACCAACAGGACCUAGUGGUGCUGCAGGACAAGCUUCGCAUCUCCAACAAGAAGCUGGAGGAGUAUGAGACUCGCUUCAAGUGCCAGGAGGAGACAACGCAGAAGCUGAUGCUGGAGUACCAGGCCAGGCUGGAGGAGAGCGAGGAGCGGCUCCGGAGACAGCAGGAGGAUAAGGAGAUCCAGAUGAAGGGCAUCAUCAGCAGACUGAUGUCAGUUGAGGAGGAAUUAAAGAAGGACCACGCAGAAAUGCAGGCUGCCGUGGAUUCCAAGCAGAAGAUUAUCGAUGCACAGGAGAAACGCAUUGCUUCAUUGGAUGCUGCCAACGCACGGUUAAUGAGUGCCCUUACUCAGCUGAAAGAGAGGUACAGCAUGCAGACACGUAAUGGGAUCUCCCCCACAAACCCAACUAAAUUGCAGAUUACAGAGAAUGGAGAAUUCAGAAACAGCAGUAAUUGUUAACGCGUGGAGGGCGCUGCCGCAGGAGAGGAGGCCUGGCCAGAGAGACCGUGCAGCAGCAGGUGUGAGCCGCGGCUUCAAAGAACGGCUGCUCUCUCCCCCCAGAGAAACCAGCUCCUUACUGCGGACGGCGCGCUUGACUGAGCCUUUGUGGGAGAUGCUAAUGCCAGCACAUUGAGGGGACGGAAAGAUCGAGUGUGAGAUGAGUGGCAUAAGGAAAAAUAACAUAUAUUUGAGAAUCGCUGUCACUGUCGGAUUUAAAUCAGUGUUUAAUGUUUAAACAGAAGUAACCUUUUCCUUCUAAACUGCCCAAAGGAUAUGCCUCACCCCUCCCAGCAAGGAAUAACGUCCUUGUCGUUGCAGUAAGCGAAAUAAAGGGAGCUGGGCAGAGCCUGCAGCAGGCAGUGGCCCAGUGAGUCCAGUUAAAGCGUGCUGCUGGGUGUAGCCCUACGAGGGAUGGCAGCAAAGCUUGGCCCGCGCCUCCUGUGACUCCCCCUGGAGCACAGCCCUCUCCCAAAGCAAACCCCGAGCCCAGCCCAGCCGUCUUUCCUUUGGGAGGCCACUGACUUUUUUUACAGCGGGUGACUGUCCACGGGGCAUUUACACAGCUAAUUAGUGUUUAAUUAAUUAACUCCACCCAUAUAGGGAGCACAGUCCAGAUGAAGGGUCAGGGUGCACGCCGUGCCGUGUGGUAGCCGAAGGGGUGCUGCGUGGGGAACCGCAGCGGCAGGGCAGAGGAGAAGGGCACAACGGGUUCUGCCGAGGCUCCUGGGGGUGCCGGGCAGCCCGGGGGGAGCAGAGCAAGGCCAAGGCUCUGGCACGCGAGUGGAGAGAGGAGCUGGCACCUGGUGACUGGGACUUGAUUCCUCUCUGCAGAUCCUGCUCUCACAAAUAAGGGGAAGAGUCUCUGUAAGCAAUAGCCCCUGGGCGCUGUCCCCCCACGCAUACUUUUAGCCACUCAAUAAAGUAACCGUUGCCUGAGCUUGGUCCCCGAGCUGUGAAUGAGGUGCAGGGGCUGGAUUUCCUGGUGCCCGUUGUGGUAGAGGGGGAGCGAGGGGCUACGUGAAAUGGCCAGCUUCUUGCUUGACCAAGGGUUCGUUAUGGGGAUGUAAUGCUCUGUGCAGAGAUUUUUACUAUUUCUGGGGAGAAAAACAGACAAAGAAACAAGAAAAAGCCCUGAAGAACCAUGAAGAUCGGUAAUUGUAUUUCUUUUCUUUCACAGUAUGCAUUAGAAAAAAAAAGAUCCCAUUUUCUGGAAUACUGUCCUCUUUAAAUUGGGAAUGAGCACUGCAUGGAAAUUAACCGGCUCGAAGAAUGUAAAACAUGGUCAUAAGGGAGUAACCAACAAGAACAGCAGCCACCACCGAAAGCCCCCUUGUCAGGAGCACUGUGCAGGCAUAAGCCAGGAUUAGACUUUCCUAACUGCUGAAACACGCAGAUUUGGCACAUUCAGACACGUUGUGCUCAGCGGAGGGGUCACCUCCUUAACGGGGGAUUGUGCCGGUGACCUGCCGCCACGGUGUGUUUGUUGGUUUGUGGUUUGUUUUGUUUUUUUUUUUAAGUUAGUACUUCAUGACUCCCACUCUCAGAGCAGGUCACUCGUACCGAGAGCCAGAGAGAUUUCUCUGAGAUACGGAUGACAGUGUACAGUGUACAGGACAUCUGCCUAUUCCUCCCACUAAAGUUUAAUACACUGCUCAACGCCUGUCCUAGCUCCUCCUGCCAUGUGUAAAUGUACAGUCAAAGGGACUAGGCUGUUCCUUGAGCUCUGCACAGCUUAGGUACCGUCUCCAGCCUCACACUGCCCAGGCUGCCUGAGCAGGACACUGUUUGCCAGUAAGCUCUGCGUUGCCAUGCUGCCCCGCUGCCGUAAGGCUCAUUAACAGCAUUCUUCCACAUGCAAUUGUUUUCAAAAUUAAAGAGGCUUUUUUUUUUCUUUUUUUCCUAAACGUUUUUCUGUCCCCUGGAAGCCCUGGGCCAAGCCCGGUGCGGCUUGGUCCUUGGAGGAGCAAACGUGAUGCACUGAGGUCUCCACACCCCGCCAACGCCUGCAGAGUGGUGCAAUCACACAGCAGACCCCAAACGGAGCUCCUCAGAGAAAAGUAAUAACUAAGUAUUUGUGACAAGUACAGUCACCUUUGAAUUUUGGAGACUAGCACAGAUGGCUUUGAAGAACCUCACAAAACUGACACGGUUACAACUGGAGAAAGACCCAGACAGGUUAGGAAUACACAGGGUACUGUGAACCGUUGGGUACGUACACUUACAUCUGCCUUUGCCUCAGAGUCAAACACAUUAUAAGAACCCUGCAAAAAGACUAUUUUAAACUGUUGUUGCCCUGAGAUGUAUGUUUAGAGCUGAUACUGUUUUUGAGUUCCAAAAUAUUUGUGUUGCGAGAGACGGAAGGUUUUCAAGAGAGAAGUGGCGUAGAGGAAUGGAAACGCUAGCAGGGCACGGGGGCGAGCGCCCACCAGCAACGUUUCCAUUCGUACAUGGGAGUAAUUUUGGGAUGCAGUCAGUGCUCUCCGUAAGCGCUGGAAAAAAGAAACACCCACAAAACAAUUGUUUAGUGCCGAAGCUAAGCACAGUACAUCUUAAUCUUCUGCUCAACCACAAGCCAAGGCACUGCUCCUCCCUGCCCUGAUCUGUCAGAAACUCCUGCUUAACCUCAAACUUGCAAAUUACUGAACACACAUUGUUCUGCUGAAAUAGCAGGAACGCUUAAAUCCUUCCACAGCGAGUUACUAAAACCUUAGAAGUUCCAGUGCCAACACCUUCUGGAGUUGUUGCUUAGUUUCCUGAGCCAGUACGAAAAGAAAUUCAAAUCAGAACGAAGUCUCGUUACAGUAGAGAUUUCCCCCCCCACCCCCGCCUUUUCCCAGCUGCUUCCCCACAACUGCCAACAACUGGACCUAAACGUGACCCCCCCUCCCCGCAAAGGUCUGGGGGCAGUUUUUAAGAUCCAGGCUCAGUUCAGUUCUGUUGCUUCAGUUUGUGUUUCUGUUAUUUAUAAACUGUACAUUGAUCUCUAUGUGUGUGCGUGUGCACGUGUGUGCACACGCGUGUGCAAGGGAGCCAGCGAGAGCCCCGCAUGGCCAGGAUACCCGAUGCGGCCUCGGACCUGGUAUCUGGCGUAGCAAUACCAGAGGCAAUCCCCAGAGGUGCUCAGCACCAGAGCAAAGCAACCACUAUCCGUAACGUUUUGUGAUCGGCUCCAUUUUCUUUUUCGUUCUUGCGCUUUCUACAGUAAGAGGCUGUUCUAGUGCAAAUGCGUCAAAGUGUAAACAAAAUGAAAACACACUCAGAUUUUUAUCCUAAUACAAGUCUUAAUAUUUUUUUGUAAAUGUUUUCAGUGUUUACUGUAACGUAUCUAUCUCACUAACAGUUGUAUAUAGUAACUUACUUCUGGUGCUGCUUAUUCGGUCAGGAUUUGGCUGUAUCUCACUGCUGUUUUGGAGAGGUGGACUCAAAUGAGCAAAUCUGGAUCCGGACACAGGUUUUGAUUUCAGCCUUCUCCCUUUGGGGAUCUGAGGGAAGGGGGAGCAGCCGGGGAUCCAGAUUUGGGGUUGGUCCACCUCAAGGAUUCUGUUUUAAGAGUUUUGAUUUGGGGUUUUGUUAAACUGUAGUGAACACUUCUGAAAAAUGAGCAAAGUUUUGUGUGAAGGGGGGGUGUGAAAUGGACUGAAGAGUAUCCCAAGGUCUCUGCAGACUGUAAGUAUCAUCAUUUUGGACAGGGAUUAUGGCUUCAGUGCCAAAAGAUGGGAGGGACCGAGUCCUUCCCCAUGCCAACUAAUACUACAGUGUAGUCACCAGCCCCUCUGCACCAGUUUAAGCAAAUCCUGCCGCCAUCCAAAGAGUCCUGUGUCACUCUGCAUUGUCAUUUGAGUCUGGUUGGUUUUGUUUUCUGCUUUUGCAGUUGUAAAGCACUGAUUGCACUGUGAGAACACGCUGAAGCCUCUGGCCUGGCAGCCAGCCCCGUAGGUUGCUGCAGGGUGCAGGACACAGGUUCUGCUACUACAACUAUUCCUAAAGGGAGAAGGGACUCGGUGGACCCGAGCUAGGCAUCACAGGCUCUCCUAGGAAAGCAAUCAGCAAGUAAUCAAUCAUUUCCAAAGUUUAGAGCGCUCAUAGGCUUUGCCCUGUUACUGAUGUCCAUAUCCAGAUGCAAUAGAAAACAUCCCGAGGUCUGGUCUGUGUGGGACAAGGAGAGGAUGUGUAGUCGCAGGAGAUGGAAAAUGCACCGAUGCACUCAGCCAGGAGAGCCCCAAGGCAUGGCUCGUAGUAGCUCUGGUCGGUGAGGGGCUCGUUUCCCCCAGCGGUCCCAGGGCAGGGUAGCAGCCCCUGGGAGACGCUUUCUGACAGCAGCACCUUGGGCCAGCUGUGCCCCCGCAGCCCCACCACGGUCGCUGCCCUGUCUGUCACGCGGCUGGGCCUGGCGACGGGCAGCAGAAAGGCUAAAGGGAACGACUGUGACACCGUCCCCAGGGUGGGCGGGAGGGUCCUGUGCAGCAUUCCCUCUGUUCCGCCCGCAGCGGCUCUUGGGGUUAACCUCUUCCCCAAAGGUUCGGAGCAAUCCCAGCUUCCACCCCGCGUCAGAGGCCACGGCCUCAUGGCCACCGGGAGAUCCCUUGACUGGCCGCAGGAAGGGGCAGUGCCCGUCUCCAAGUGGGUCUCUGACUCUUCAGGGCCAUUUUGGAGGAGGCUGCUUGGCCGCAGGGUUUGGACGUGUGGCACUGCCCUGCCCGAGACCCGCCAAGCCCCGCUCCCCCCGUGCGCGGGUCCCUGCUACCUUUUUCUUUUCCCUUGGGGAAAAUGACACACGGAGGGGAGAGGAAGGAGGACAGCAGCAUGCUAACAUGCAGCUCGCGCGCUUUACAAACCAAAUCCAGUCCUGAGGGCGUUGCACAACGUUCAGAAACGACCACGCUUUCAAAAAAGGGCGUCAUGUUCGAGCGUCGACUUGCACAGAUCCCCUGAGCUGUGCCAUUGCUGUAAAUGCCAUGUGGUUCUGCAUCAGCUACCAGUACCCAGCGUGCAGUCUCCAUGUUCACAUAUUCCUUUAUCAUACAUCACUGUGUCUUAAGAUAUACCUCUCUCUGUAUAUCUGCUUAGGCUGAUACUUGUUCCUGAUAAGCAGUCGCUAUGUUUUAUAUCCUCUUAUAAAGAAAAAUUUUUUUUGUAAGUAUGUUUAAAAACAAAAAAAAAGAGCAAAGUGGAAGUGUUUGCUGAAUCUCCUUCAGCUCCUUUUAAACUAUGUAAUAAUGUACAGAGAAAGUUGUUGGUGUUCAAAGAAAUGAUGUGGCCGUGCAAUUUAUGUACAUUUGCAAUUAGAAAUAUUAAAGAUUUA
This is a messenger RNA of Grus americana (Whooping crane), 9133 nucleotides long. It is a transcript of the gene DAB2IP, whose product is annotated as DAB2 interacting protein. The record is from RefSeq and is a predicted model, not a curated record. The transcript is spliced from 16 exons. NCBI's taxonomy places the organism in Eukaryota, Metazoa, Chordata, Aves, Gruiformes, Gruidae. Gene Ontology annotation, biological process: regulation of GTPase activity. Bases 223 to 3789 code for a protein of 1188 amino acids.